Molecule: messenger RNA, 630 nt
Organism: Acanthosepion pharaonis
Lineage: Eukaryota; Metazoa; Mollusca; Cephalopoda; Sepiida; Sepiidae
Source: the annotation of a GenBank genome assembly
AUGAUGUUUGCUGUUCUACUUUCCGUCUUUUCUUCACUGAUUUCUGAACUCUGUUCUUUCUUUCUUUUUUCCCUUCUCUUGCAUUUCCAGUUGGACUUUGUUUUUUAUUUCUUCUUCUUCUUCUUUAUUCCUCCUCCUUUAUCAUCAUCUAUCCUUUAUUGCUCCUAUUUUUUCUCUGGAUCACCUUUCCUUAUUAUUUCUUCCUCUUUCUUUCUUCCAAUUUACAUUAGAUUUUCUUUUUUUUCCUCUUUUCUUAGUUUGUUAUUUGUGUCAAAUCUGUUAUUUUUCUUUUCAUUUUUUUUAUUCUCUUGUUCAGUUCUUUUAUUUCUUAUGGCUUUUUCUUCUGGUUUUGAAUUUCCUAAGCUCUUUCCUUUUAUUGCUAAUUGUUUUAUUCCAUAUUUUUAUAAUUUUUCUUUUAUAUUCUUUCCUUAUUUUAUUUUUAAUUUCUUUUUUCCUUUCUUUCAUUUUUCUAUUUUUCUCUAUCAACCAUUUCAAAUAUUUUCCUUCUUUUCUUUUUUAUUCUUCCUUUCUUUUUUACCAAAGUCUUCUUUCCUUUCUUUUACAUUUUUCAUUUCUGUUUUGUAUUUGUUUCUUGCUAUCAUUUCUUCUUCACUCAAACAUCAACCCUGA